GGGGCCGUUGAGAAGCAACCAGGGCUCGGGCUGAGACGGGCGUCUAUGAUUAUACGGUCGUUUCUUCUUUCACAGCUUCCUAAAACCUCACGUGUGCUAGAAGUGAGCUUUGAAGGGACAGAGGACCGUUCAGUUUAAUGCUAAUUGGUACAUCAGUCACCAAGUGGAGUCAGUUUGCAGUAAUUUUUUUAAGCAUAAUUCUUCCCAGACACAUUAGGGAUGGCAAGCACUCGUAUCUCAGCCAAGCUUCCCCCUGAUAUAGAUCCAACAAAAGCUCCUGUUGCAUUUGGGAGGCUUGCUCUUCCUAAACUGAACAGAGAGAUACAAGCUCCUGAGGUGCUGACUCAGCAACGGGCAUUGGCGGCACUCUGUGAUCUGCUCCAUGACCCAGAAAACAUCUACCAGGCAGUCCAGAUAGGUUUUGUGGAGAACUUGAAGACCUUGCUACCACAUCAUGACAGAACUGUCCGACAGAAGACAACAGAAAUUCUCUACAUAAUGGCAAUGCAUAAUGUUGGCAGGCAAAGUUUGAUACAAAAUACAGUAAUACCUGCCCUCACUAAACUUUUGGAUGACCCAGAAGACAUAUGUCGGAAGAACACCCAUCAAGUGCUUGACAUGAUGGCCAGGUUACAUGAAGGGGCUGCUGAUAUUCUGCACGCCAGUUUGGUUCCUUUACUCGUACUCAAAUUGAAGACUGAGCCAGAUGAAAUCCAGGAACUGAUCCUGGGCACACUCUCCAACUGUCUGCGCAUAGAGGUUUCUGAAGAACUGGCAGCUGAUGCCAUCACCAUUCUGAAGGAAAAGCUGAAACAUCCCUCAGCAACCAUCAGAAGCAAAGCGGCUCAGGUCAUUUUAGAAAUUGGAACCCACCCAGAGGGAAAAAGCAAAGCGUGUGAAGAGGUCAUUCCACUACUGGUGAGCCUGUUAGAAGAUGCGGAUCCUGAAGUCCAAGCUAGUGCAGCAGGAGCACUGAUGUUUGCUACCAUUAAACCUAAGGGGAGAUGCUUAGCCCUGCGUGCUGAAGCCAUUCCACGGUUACUGAAACUGGUUGCUAAGGAAAAUAGCAAAGCCCGUCUGAAUGCAAUCAAAACCCUCACUAUGUUGGCAGAAGUGGGUGAGGGUCGCAAGAAGCUCCUGGAACGUAUAGACGUGUUUCAACAGUGCCAGAGGGACCCCAGCGAGGCAGUGAAAAGAGCCACCAAAAUUGCCAUCAAAGUCAUCCAAUGGAAACCUGUCUGAAGAGGUGGCAUUGCACAGAGAUCUAUUGCCCUCUGUUGUUGCACAAUUAUACAUGACAUCCAAAAGCAAAAUUCUAUUGUUCUUUUCUUCCAAAAAUUCAUUUGUCAACAGCUUUGUAUCUGUGUUAUGGGUCACAAGGAAAGCAAUGGGGAAACAGAAAAGCUGGCAAGUCUGACAUUCUCCACUAGGAGUUAUCUCCUGGGAUACCAUGCCAAGAUUUUCCUGAGAUAUAAGAAACUGACUCUUCUGAGUUUUUAAUACACAUAUGUUAUAUGUAUAAUCUCAGCCUGUCAGCACCAAUCUUUAAUCAUAUUAAAAAGAAAGGUUCAUAA
Molecule: messenger RNA, 1574 nt
Organism: Coturnix japonica (Japanese quail)
Lineage: Eukaryota; Metazoa; Chordata; Aves; Galliformes; Phasianidae
Gene: RSPH14
Product: radial spoke head 14 homolog
Molecular function (GO): protein binding
Source: RefSeq, a predicted model, not a curated record